Molecule: messenger RNA, 4216 nt
Organism: Salvelinus fontinalis (brook trout)
Lineage: Eukaryota; Metazoa; Chordata; Actinopteri; Salmoniformes; Salmonidae
Product: vesicle-associated membrane protein-associated protein B-like
Exons: 7
Coding region: 389-1165 (258 amino acids)
Biological process (GO): endoplasmic reticulum membrane organization
Cellular component (GO): endoplasmic reticulum membrane; plasma membrane
Molecular function (GO): FFAT motif binding
Source: RefSeq, a predicted model, not a curated record
CUCUCUCACUCUCUUCCUGCUGCAUCAUCAUCAUCAUCAUCAUCACAACAGCCGCUAGUAGCACCCUGUCUAAUUGCGGUGACCGGGGGACUGGAUAGUCAUAACUAAUUAGCAUAAUACUAACUCUAAACAUAACACUAGUUAACAUCACCACAAUAGAGUAAUCUACGGAUACCAUUUACAUUGAGCUAUCCCCUUGAUACCGCUAGGACAUGGCCAGGCAAGAUCAGGUCCUGCUCUUGGAGCCACAGCACGAACUGAAAUUCCGAGGACAGUGACCCAACACACCUCCAGGCUGUGUAAGGGCUAUUUUACCAAGAAGGAGAGUGAUGGAGUGCUGCAUCAGAUGGCCUGGUCUCCACAAUAACCAGACCUCAACCAAAUUGAGAUGGUUUGGGAUGAGUCAGACCGCAGAGUGAAGGAAAAGCAGCCAACAAGUGCUCAGCAUAUGUGGGAACUCCUUCAAGACUGUUGGAAAAGCAUUCCAGGUCCCUUCUCGGAUGUGGUCAACACAACCUUAAAGCUCGCCAACCCCACAGACAGGAAUGUGUGCUUCAAAGUCAAGACGACAGCCCCGCGCCGGUACUGCGUCCGGCCAAACAGCGGUGUCAUCGACGCCGGCACCUCAAUCAACGUCUCAGUGAUGCUGCAGCCUUUCGACUACGAUCCCAACGAGAAAAGCAAACACAAGUUCAUGGUGCAGUCCAUGUUGGCUCCCCCCGAAAUGACGGACAUGGAGGGAGUGUGGAAGGAGGCAAAGCCAGAGGAGCUGAUGGACUCCAAGCUGAGGUGUGUCUUUGAGCUUCCAGCGGAGAAUGAGAAAACGCACCAUGACUUGGACGCCAACAAGAUGAUGUCGUCCAACCUGCUCAAGUCGGAGUCAUCCACACUGUCCAUGAAGUCCAUGAGCUCCACCCUGGACGAUGGCGAGGUGAAGAAGAUCAUGGAGGAGUGUAAGAGGUUGCAGAUGGAGGCGCAGCGGCUACGGGAAGAGAAUAAACAGAUCAGGGAAGAUGAUGGCCUGCGGAUGAGAAAGAGCAACGUGAUGUCCUCCCAGCACUCCUCCCACUCCAUGGUGAAAGAGGAGGGGCUGAGCCUGCGCACGGUGGCCCUCAUCGUGCUCUUCUUCGUGGUCGGAGUCAUCAUCGGCAAGUUGGUCUUGUAAGAGCGAGUGGCAAGCGAGAGACGGCCAACCGCAUGCUUUCGGGGGAUUGAAACAAACGACGGAUUUGGGAUUUUUGGUAUUCAGAAAUGCCAUAUCAAUGGGGUAGUUUUGAAAUCGUUCAUUUAUGUACUAAUAAAAAAAGGAGAUACAAAAAAAAAUCCAUCAUGUUAUGAACAAACCAACGAGAGUUAAAAAAGCAACUGAUCAUUACAUAAUCAUUCUGGCCUUCCUCCCAAAUACUUGCACCACCAAUACAAGAUGACGAGAAGGAGGAAGAAAAAUGCAGAUCAUUAACCAGGUUUCCAUCCAACUUUUUUUAUGCAAGUAAAGUACGUUGGAUAAAUGUCACGACAAGCCGGAUGGAAACAGCAAAUGUGUCGGUAAACUUUCCAAAUGUCGACAAACCAAAAUACACUAGACAAGGUGGGAUCUUUUUGUGUCAGUGAAAAGGUGGUGGAAAUGCCUUUAUGCACAAAUAUUGAUAUAAUAACCAUCAUUUCGAAGUAAACUUGGAGUCACGCGAUGAUCUAGUAUGUGGUCCUCCGACUAUGACUCGAAAGCUUUCAGUUUAUUAGGCUACAGGUGAAAUAAGUUAUGAUGAACUUCACAGGGUGGUGAAAGUGCACGGUGAUGAGCUUGAUUCUCCUUUCCAAUAAAUAGAGGGGGUCUUAUUCUGGUGACAUGAUCAUCGAUGCUUGGCUGCCGUAUGACAAAAAGAAUCUUGCUCCUUUGUCCAUAAUAAUCUCAUCAUGUAGAAAGCUAUACUCACACUGUAUCUGCAAGAUUUUGGCUAGACUGCACGUGCCAAGACCAGAGUGGGCACAUUCGCUAGGCUAUGUAACGCAACAGUUUUUGUGACAAAACCAUCAGUAGAUUUGAAAUUGCGAUGGAAACCUAUUAAACAAUAUGUAUAUGUACAGUAUAUUCGGUACAUGGGGAAUUUAACUGCAAAAGUUAUUUUUAUGUGCCCUAUGUCAUCACGCACAGCCUUUUAUCUGUCAAUUUGAUGGAAACACAUCUCUGGUGGGAAAAUGUGCAUCAUUUUUUUAAUGCCGAUUUUAGAAUAUUUGCAUGAUUAUCUGUCGCCAAUUGGAUGGAAACCUAGCUAUUGAUAGUAAUUCAAAGCAAAAUGAUUUUCUAAACACCGGUGGGUGCAGUUGAGUCAGUUUGCGUUGUGUGAAUGUCGUUUCACAUAUUGUUUAUUUUUCCAAUGGCCGUGGGCAUACUCUGUGUAAAGAAUCGAUAGUAACCCUCUAGUAAAGUGAUGCAAGGUGCGCAGCACUCUUUUUGGCUCACCUCCUGUAGAAAAUGAUUGACAGAGAUGCUUCAGAAAGUAGGUAACCCCACCUAUUUCUGAAGCAUCUCUGUCAAUCAAUUUCUACAGGAGGUGAGCCAAAAAGAGUGCUCCGCACCUUGCAUCACUUUACUAGAGGGUUACUAUCGAUUCUUUACACUGAGUAUGCCCUCGGCUUCUGGCAAAGAGGAAUAGCUGCUGCUUGGCAAAAGCUAAUGGGGAUCCUUGUAAACCAAUACGCACAGGGCUAUUGUCAACCAAACUGACUCCUCCAAACAGAGGCUUUGUAUAGACCGGCGAUUGGGGAAUACCCUUAAUCGAUACAGCAAACCCCCGCCGCCUCCCCCUUAUGUUUGUUCAAGUGAGAACAUUACCCCUCCCCUAUGAUUGCAAAUACCCAGGUUGGCAGUAGAUUCUUGAUUGCAUGCGUCCAUAAAAUAGUUACAUUUUUGGGACAUUUUUUAUUUAAUUGAAUUGCUUUUAUCAUUGUGAUGUUUCUUUUCAGCUGUAGGUUUGCACAACUCAAUCUUCAGAUUAUUAUUAUUAUUAUUAUUGUUGUUGUUUUUUUUGUAGUGUUUUUAUGAUUUGAUUUUUAUUUAUUUUUUGUAGGGAUUGAGGCAUUAUUUAAAAAAUAACGCAGCUAAAUGAACUCCGGGUCGGUUGGGACUGGGUUACUGGAUGUAAGCCUUUUGCCUUGUGACCGCUAUUGGUAAGUUAUUCUAUGGCAGGAAGGAAGUGACGAAACGGUGCAUGUAGAAGUGAAUGAGUUUUGGUGAGGUCUAACCCAAAAGUAAUGUGCAAUACUGCUGUCAGAUUUAGACCUGUGAGUCGUAUGUCAGGGAAAUAGGUCUGUUCCUGCUUUUUUGUUUUGUCAGGUUUUUUCCUUCUCCAAGCCAUACAUUUGUUGAUCUUGUCAGGCAAAUGUAUGUGAGUCAUCAUUUGAAUGAUUUAUGCUGUCUGUUCACCGUGCUGUGACAGUCCACUUAACUCUUAAAGAACACUUAUCCAACUACAUGGCCAUUGUCUUCAUCAGCCCCACUACAGUCAUCAUCGAUAGGUUUUGAUGCUUGUUUAUUUGUUUCUCAUUGAACUGUUAUACCCAUCACUACACUGAAGUCAUGUUAAUUUGAAUGCACUAUAUUCUAAAGAAUGCUUUUUCCCAGUAUCUAUCAAUGUAACUGUUUUGUUAGUUAGCCAAGUCACUGCAUUUAACUCACACACAAAAAAAAUGAAAGCACACAAAAGCUAUAUCCUGAAGGGACCUUUACUAUUUAAACGUUUUGUCCUUAACAGGAUUCAUUUCAUACACUCAAUUUAUUUCAUCUCACUGUUGCCUAUUAUGGAUUAAAGAAUGGAUAACUUGCAGAUGGAGGUAUAGAGUUGAGGAAAGCGAGAGUGUAACCUACUGUAUCUGUCUACGUGUGAGCGGAGUGAAGGAUAACUUGCUGCUUAGGGCGAGGGCAGCACAGGCCUGAGCUAAGUCUUCCUGACCGUGAGUCACAGCUCGCUGUGUAGUCACGUGAAUCAAGCGUUAGCCAGGCUAGAGCUGAGCUACCAUCCCAGGAGUUGUGGAAACACUACAAUUGACCUGUCCUGGAGUAUCUGACCAUCACCGUGAUCGAUGUAAACAGUCAGGCAACUGUUUUGUAUGUAUAUAAAUAUCUAAGAAAAAUGCAUAUUCCUAGUCAAGUAGUCUAUGGUGUAUAAAAACCAACCUUGUUGGACUAUGUAGCAUCUUAAUAAAUUCAAUGAAUAAA